Hemiscyllium ocellatum (epaulette shark) is the source of this 1529-nucleotide messenger RNA. RefSeq names its product 15-hydroxyprostaglandin dehydrogenase [NAD(+)]-like. Gene Ontology annotation, cellular component: cytoplasm. Gene Ontology annotation, molecular function: oxidoreductase activity, acting on the CH-OH group of donors, NAD or NADP as acceptor. Lineage: Eukaryota; Metazoa; Chordata; Chondrichthyes; Orectolobiformes; Hemiscylliidae. The record is from RefSeq and is a predicted model, not a curated record. Bases 150 to 938 code for a protein of 262 amino acids. The transcript is spliced from 7 exons.
CUGACUAAAUCAAGAAGAUGGACGGCGGUCUUCCUGUCUUUCUCUGUUGGAUAGGCGGAUAUCCUGCAUUUGUUUAUCAGUGAUAAGUUAACUGCAAGUACUUCAUAAAGUCUCGGUGCAAAACACUAAAGUCCGCCGUCAGUGCUACAAUGGAGGUCCAGGGGAAAGUUGCACUGGUGACUGGUGCUGCCCAAGGCAUCGGGAAAGCAAUUGCUGAAAUCCUCCUGAGGAAUGGCGCUAAGGUGAGUCUGUUGGAUAUCAAUGUAUCCAGAGGUGAAGCCACCAAAGCUGCCUUUGGACAGACCUAUGGAGCUGAGAAUAUUUUGUUCCUUCCAUGUGAUGUAACAUCUGAGAAUCAGCUGAAAGAUUGCUUCAGCAAAACUCUUGAAAAAUUUCAGAGAUUGGAUAUAGUAUGUAACAAUGCAGGGAUCUUUGAUGAGGAAAACUGGGAGAACUGCCUCAAUAUAAACCUGGUCAGUGUAAUUAAAGGAACCUAUCUGGGAAUACAGCACAUGAGUAAACAGACUGGAGGGAAAGGAGGAGUGAUUGUUAAUAUCGCCUCCAUAGCAGGUCUGUUGCCUUUCUUCCUUGGACCAGUUUAUUCAGCCUCAAAGUAUGGAGUAGUAGGAUUCACUGCGUCAUUGUCUCUGUCCUGCCUUGAGAAGCAUGGGGUUCGAUUACAAGCGCUGUGUCCUAUUUUCGUCGACACUAAGCUUCUGACAGAUCUGAAAUCAGUGAAGGCUCCUGACCAGAAGGAGAAGCUUGAGAUGAUGAUAGCCAACCUUGGAGUUCUGAAGACCUCACACGUUGCAGAGGGAUUCUUGCAGCUCGUCAUGGAUCAGACCAGAAAUGGAGCAUCACUGAAGGUGUUGGAAAAUGGCAAGCUUGAGUAUGAACCCCUACCUGUGGUUUUUCCUGAAAAUAUGAUAUCUGUUUAGAAACCUAAUGUAUCCAGCAACAGGUCACUGAGAAUGAUGGAAAGUUUAAACCUGUUCAAAUAUAAAAUGAUUUCCAUUUUAAUUAAUGGUGCUUCAUUAGUGCUUUCAUAUUAAGUUGUUGGUUAUAAAUCAGAACUGAUCAAGCUGUGUUAUGUUCUCAUAAGAAGCAUGCUGAUGAUGCCAUUGCAGCAUCUUAGCAUGUGACCAGAGGGUAUUAAGAUCUCAAACAUCAUCUUACGUCAGAUCACUUGAAGCAUGGCACUCUACAACAGAUGAUGACUUAACCCUGCCACAGCCACUUAUGUGGCUAAGGAAAAUACCAAUUGUUCACAGUAGAGCUAGAUUCUUUACCAUAUGACUUUUAUAGGACCUCACACGUUGCUGAGGGAUUCUUGCAGCUUGUUAUGGAUCUGACCAGGAAUGGAGCAUCGCUGAAGGUGUUGGAUAAUGGCAAGCUUGAGUAUGAAGCCAUAUCGGCGAUUCUUCCAGAAAAUCCAAAAUAUAUUUAGGUACCAAAUGAAUUCAAGCAACAGGUCAUUGAGAACAAUGGAAAGUUUAAACAUGUCAAAUAUAAAAGGAUGAACAUUUUAA